Molecule: messenger RNA, 381 nt
Organism: Adineta ricciae
Lineage: Eukaryota; Metazoa; Rotifera; Eurotatoria; Adinetida; Adinetidae
Source: the annotation of a GenBank genome assembly
AUGCCAUGGAAAAUUUCGUCAAUCGCAUCAGCCCGCCAGGAGCCAUUGUAUAAUGAGAGGAUAGGAGCCGUUGAGAUUCUAGUUUAUUCUAUUGCUGAUACGAUAAACAAUGAUAAAACAACAGAUGCAAUAAAAAUUUCCAUUCCCGACAACCCUGACGCGUCGCCAGAAGAGAAAGCUGACAAACUUCGAGGUGGCGGAGACGGCGCGAUUUUAGCGAUAGCGCUCUGUUGCUGUCUGAUAUUUUUUGUUGCUCCUUUGGUUACUGGCAUUGUGUUGGCUGCCAAAGGCGAAAAAGAAGUUGGCUAUCCUCUUAUUGGUGUUAGUCUCUUUCUUUGCUUCUGUGGUGGCGGUGGCGGUACUUAUUACAAAAACAGUUGA